This is a messenger RNA of Arachis ipaensis, 402 nucleotides long. NCBI's taxonomy places the organism in Eukaryota, Viridiplantae, Streptophyta, Magnoliopsida, Fabales, Fabaceae. The record is from RefSeq and is a predicted model, not a curated record.
AUGGUGUUGAAUCCAUGUAGUACGAAUAUUUCACUGAGUUAUUGUGUUCAUGUAUUGAAUACAUUUCAGACACGACACUCAUCUUACACUCAUCCGUUACACGUGCCUUCUUCUCUCAACCACUUUCAUGGGUCAGCUUCCUUUCCUUUCACCACCACUUUGCUCUCUUUGCUAUUUGCACUCACCUCCUCCACUCCUGGAAAGCCUUUCAAUGCUUUUGCAACUUUUCUUGCACAAGCUUCACAAUGCAUAUCAACCUUAAGUACUAUUUCUUCUGCUGGAGACUCUUCUUCCUUCUUUUUUUUAUUCUUCUUCUCCUUUUCUUCUUUUUUGCUCUCUUUUUUCUUUUCCUCCUCCUCCUUCUUCUUCUCCUAUAACACCAAAACACAAAACCUCAUUUAA